AUGCGCUCUUCUCUCUUCGCCACUGUUCUCCUCACGGCCAGCCAGGCCUCUGCCUUAGUUCGUUCACCAAAGCCUGCAGGGCCCACCAACGGGCAAUACAUCGUUGAUGGGCAGUUCUCAUUUACCAAUAGAGCCAUCUUCAACUUUGCUGGUGCUACCAGUUUGCCUUCCGGCUUGUACAGAAGCACUUACUCCGUGGGCACGCACGUCUAUCAGGCCGCCAAUGCUGUUGUUUCCGGCGGUUACCUCAACCUGAAAGUCCCUGGCGGCCAGACCGCCCAGCCAUACAGAUCUGCCGAGGUUGUUACUGUUGUGAAUAACAUCAAGUACGCUUCUGUUCGUACUGUAGCCAUAUUUAGUGGGCCGGCCGGUGUUUGUAAUGGCAUAUUCUACUAUAAGAACGACACACAAGAAACCGACAUUGAGUGGCUUUCUGACGCCGCAUCCCUUAGUAAUGGAGGCACUCGCAAACUGUGGUUUACCAAUCAGGACGCUGACCAAAACGGCAUCAAAACCUACAACGCCGUCACACCUCCGUCGGACGCAACUACCGCUGAACAUGAAUAUCGUCUGGACUGGACUCCAGGCCUAGUCCGGUGGUUCGUCGACGGCGUUCAAAUUUGGAACACGACCUCUGACGUCCCAAAUUCUGCCGGGCCAUGGGUCUUUAACAACUGGUCCAACGGAGACAACGGCUGGAGUGCCGGCCCGCCUGCUACUGAGGCAAACUUUAAAAUCAAAGAUAUCGAAAUUUACUACAACACAUGUUCUGGCAGUGGAUGCUAG
Molecule: messenger RNA, 786 nt
Organism: Colletotrichum truncatum
Lineage: Eukaryota; Fungi; Ascomycota; Sordariomycetes; Glomerellales; Glomerellaceae
Product: glycoside hydrolase family 16 protein
Biological process (GO): carbohydrate metabolic process
Molecular function (GO): hydrolase activity, hydrolyzing O-glycosyl compounds
Source: RefSeq, a predicted model, not a curated record